Messenger RNA from Prorocentrum cordatum, 1235 nucleotides. The record is from the annotation of a GenBank genome assembly. Lineage: Eukaryota; Dinophyceae; Prorocentrales; Prorocentraceae.
CCCUGACCAAAGGCCCCCGAACCUGCGCCCCACGGGCGCCUCUCGCGCCGCCUCACUUUUCUCUCCUCCCCCGCCGCGGCUGGUUUCGGGUACCUCCCACCUCGUGCGGGAUGGACCUCGCCUCGGCUCGGCGGCCCCGGCGGCCCAACCGGUCGGCGGCGGAACGCCGCGCGCAGCAGGCGCGGGCGCACGGUCGCGCCGCCCUCCGCCUCCUGGCCGCCUUCGAGGAUGUGCGUGGCCAUCGUGGGCAGUCGCUCACCCUUCUGGGCGGGGCGCUGCGCGACGCUCUCUCCGCCCGCCUUCGCCGUGACGAUGCUGGCAAACGCGGUGCUGGCGAAGGAGACGGACAGCCUGGGACGCCGCAUGCCCGACGCCGCGGCCGACCUCGACGCCGCGAUCCUGGAGGCGCCCAGGGUCCCCAGCGUUGCGACCGAGCUCGGUGCCGAGCUGGAGCCGCUCUGCCCCGCGGCCGAUGUGGCGAGCGUCGCCGCCCCGCCCGCGACGGACGCGGUCGCGGCCGCCGUGCCUGUCAUGGGGGCGCCGCCCCUCCCGAGGCCAGGCCUUGACGGCGACGCGAGUUCGACGGAGGACCGCGCCGUUCUUCGGCGGCUGGCGGAGGAGACGGCGGCAGCUGCGGCCGCGGGCAUGGCCGCCCCCCCGACGCCACGGGAACUCGCGACGCCUGAGGCCGAGGCACGGGAGCCGCAGGCGGAAGCCUGUCGGUGGAUGCGCGGAAGGGCCCCCCGCGGGCUUGCCCGCUCCCGCCCGCGCGGCCGAAACCGCCGCAGGACCCUCAGCGGCUGGCCAGGCCAAGGGUGAUGCUCGAGCAUCGCGCCCUUGCGGCCGCCGUGGCCGAGCUCCGCGCUGCCGAGGCUGCCCUUUCUGCCGCGGGGCUCCCAGUUCCUCCUCGGCCGCCUGGGCAGCGAGCUGGGCUAGAAAGGUGAGUGCGGCUCCGUGGAUCGUCGGCGCCCCUCUUUUCCGACCCAUCAGGAGGGCUGCGGCGGGCCUGGCACGUGCGCCCGCUAGGCCGCCGGGUUCGGACGUCUUCGACCCGUUCGACUUGGUGUUCCUCGUCGGCCUCGCGGCGGGGCCGCUUUGCCACGUCCACGGGCGGGCUGGGCGCGAGCCCCCGCAGCGCCGCGAGUUUUGCGCGCCGCUUCGUCCUCGCGGGCGGCUGAGGGCGGCCGGAGCGUACUUGCCCGCUUUUCUGCGUUCUCUCAUUCUUUCCCCUUGUU